Messenger RNA from Parnassius mnemosyne (clouded apollo), 1539 nucleotides. Lineage: Eukaryota; Metazoa; Arthropoda; Insecta; Lepidoptera; Papilionidae. The record is from the annotation of a GenBank genome assembly.
CUGCUUUUUCUUUUCCAGAUACUCGAAAUUCAAGUACUGUUAAUUAUUUUACAAAAUGUUAUUUCACAAUAUAACACGCUUUUAAAUUAUUACAAUACUCAUCCAGAAAAAAGAUAUCACCGACAGCGUCAAAACGAUUACUACGAUUGGCCAAAAGAACGCCUAAGAAGAAUAAAUCGGCAUCGAAAAAGAAAUUAUCAUAGAAGCGAAGAAGACUCAAGAGAUUUCCAUUCCAAUUACGAUACUUACAGGAACUAUGACGAAUGUAAAUGCUCCUGCAAUAGAUGCGCAAACCCUAAGCCAUGUUGUAUUGAAAUGUGUUCGUCUUGCCCUUCGCAAACAGAUGUCAUAUACGUACCAUAUCCAGUGCCAUUGGUGGUGACGGUAUCGAAUAGUCUGUCUUUACUUCCAAGCACCACUACAACUUCUGGCACUAAUAGUACGAAUGCACCAUCUACUACUUUAGUUGCAACAAACUCUACUAAAGGUGGCACAGAGACUAAAUCUCCUGAUAAAACACAAACGCAUUCCUCAUCAACGCACCCGCCAACGUCUCACUUCCAAUAUAACAAGUUAAAAUACUGUCCACCAAUGGGAAAUUGUAGAGAUGACAAUAAAUACCGAGAGCACAGUCAAAAAUCGUAUCACAGAUUAUUUGAUGACAGAAACAAACCCUCUUACAAAAACAUAGAAAUAAAAUCAACGAUGUCAGUUUAUCCAUAUACAGACUUUGCCAAAUCCGUAAGACAAACAAGACGAGAUUGGUUGCCUAGGUACGGUAUCGUGCCGAUCCCCGAUCACUUAGCGAUAUUUAGUACCAUUGCUUUCUGUGUUGUACUGAAAUGUAGCCAUUCGCAAUUCGACUUUGGUGAUUAUUAUAAACAACAGCCAUCAAAUAUUGGAUAUCAAACUUUACCUGGAACCGAUUACUUUAGCAAUGCGAAUAUGUUUCCUUUUUUGUUGAACAAUUACAACUACGAAUUACAAGUACACCAAUGUGAUUGUGCUUGCAAUAGAUGCGGCAAUCCUCAACCGUGCUGCAUUGAAUUCUGUAGGAAAUGUAAACAAGAAAACGAACAGUCUGGUUAUGUGUUUUACCCGUAUCCAUAUAUUAUUUAUGCUAACGCGCCAAACAACAUCACGGAGAAACCUACAGAAUCUACCAUAAAAACAGAAGCAACUAUAAAAACAGAAGCCCCUACAACAACAGAAGCAACAACAACCACGACUGUGGAGACUACUACAAUUCAUCAAACAGUGACUACAGUAGUAACAGAAAACGUAACUUUCGCAUUGGAUUCAGAGGAAAUUCGUAAUAAUUUUAUGAACAAUCCCAAACCAACUUUGAAACAAGACCGUAGCAAACUCAUGCUUACGGCACUAAGGCGUACCAAGCCAAGAUGGAUGCCGAAAUACGGUAUAGUGCCAAUCCCUGAUCAACUUGCAGAAAAUUUAAUGUUACGCAUUAGACAAAUGAAAGUAUUGCAUCCGGAAAAGGAUGCUAUUAGGAAAAUACAAAAUCUAUAUCCUGAAUCAUAA